This is a messenger RNA of Yamadazyma tenuis ATCC 10573, 1056 nucleotides long. NCBI's taxonomy places the organism in Eukaryota, Fungi, Ascomycota, Pichiomycetes, Serinales, Debaryomycetaceae. The record is from RefSeq and is a predicted model, not a curated record.
AAUACAACAGUAUUUUUAUUGGAUUUCUGCAUCUCCACCAAAGCAUAUUUUUAUUUAGCAUUUGGUGGCCCACCUUUGUUUUGCUUGUAUUAUAGCGUCUUCUGCAUCCACCGUUUACGUUUUUGUCCGUUCUUUCCAGUUUUUCGCUGAAUCUUUUCCAUCAUUUGGCAUACCAACUAAAUACACUAGGCACUCGUUGCUGGCCCUAUUCAUUCGCUCCCUACACCUGACACUCGCUUUUCAUAUCCAUGUACACAAAACGGAGCCUUGAGCUCGAACCUUUCAGCCAACAGCUUGAAAUUAUUGCCAACCUCACUAUUUCCAACUCCAGCUACAGUUUGCCUUCUGUGUACAAACAGCAGUACUACCAGAACCAGACUGACAAGUACACGUUGGCGACCUUUGCUGCCGCUGCUGUUGUAAAGCAGGAACAUCAGCAGCAGCAGCAGCGGCAACACCAACACCAUCAGCAGCAACACCAACAGCAGCACCAUCACGCCUACCAGAGCCAACCUCAAAGCCAGUACUCCAACCAGUACGCACAGUACCAAAACUACUCCCAGUAUAACCAAACUCCAUACACCGGGUACCAGUAUCUACAAACACAAAUGCAACCAGUUACAAGCUUACCCACGCCAUUGGAACCUCAGGCACCGGAGCUGCAACCUCCUAACUUGUACAAUUUGGACCAGUCGGUAAAGCUUCCUUCACCAUUGCAAUCACUGGAACUGACUCCACCAAGUCAAGCCAGCCAACAAAAACAACCGGACCUGUUUGUGGCCAGCUUCCAGUCGCCUCAGUUGUCUUCCAGAAACACGCAGAUGUACGACACCGACUUAAACCUCAGCAAUCACUCAUUACCUGCGAGCGGCCUCAAAUAUCUGUUGGACUUCAAUCCCAGUCAAAUCAGCUGGGACUUGAACGAUACUUCGAUCUGGAACAAAGACGAUAGAAGCAUCUGGUGAGCCCCAGAAAUUCGCCGAAGAGUAUUCUUCACGCCUAUGUAACUUUAUAUAUGGAACCGGACAGGUUAGGAGUUCAAUACAUUUACACACU